Messenger RNA from Scophthalmus maximus (turbot), 2921 nucleotides. RefSeq names its product noggin 2 (gene nog2). The coding region runs from base 1262 to 1897 and encodes 211 amino acids. Gene Ontology annotation, biological process: dorsal/ventral pattern formation; osteoblast differentiation; negative regulation of BMP signaling pathway. The transcript has a single exon. Lineage: Eukaryota; Metazoa; Chordata; Actinopteri; Pleuronectiformes; Scophthalmidae. The record is from RefSeq and is a predicted model, not a curated record.
GGGACUGAGCACCGCUCGCUACAGACACACUCACACACAGUGUGCCUAAGCAAAGAGACGCUCCAGCGCCAAGUCUCUCAGACUCUUGAAGUAGGAGCGACUCGGUAGCAGCUUCUGUGGCAGUUAUCAAAGGAGCAGAAACGCUCCCUCAGGAAUUGCAACGAUCGGGCAAACCCAAAAAAAAAAAGAAAGAGAAAAGGCACCCCAGUUUGGACUGUCUCGUCAUGCAGCGACAGAGAGUUCUGGAGCUUUUCUGAGCGGAUCCAGCGGUGGCACAGUGAAAGGAACUCUGAACCAACUACAUUCACUGGCUUCCCUGCACUUCGCGUCUGGUGUGCACCGACAGUGCAAGAUUCGCUGUAAAGCCGCUCUUCAGCGUUUUCUCUGUUACAUGCACGGCCGAGGGGUUUAUGGGAAUAUUCCAGCCUGAGACUUUGGAACAUCCUCUGGAAAGAUAAAUGGCUGUCGUUUCAUGAAUUGAGAUUGCAUCCCACUGCGGCUCGUUUUUUCCUCCAAGUUGUUGGACAUUUUCAAGAAGGUGCACACACCGACUGCUGGAAUACCACAGGGGACUGGCUGCAUAGACGUAUUCCUCAGUCCGUGGAUUGUGCGCCCUGGGACCUUGUCAAACCCGAGAGCGUCCGGCGUCGUGAAGAGAAGCCACGUUCAUAAAAGCCGUGCGUAAAAAUAACAUUGGCCAAGGCAGCCCCUCAUUGCCGGGCGCGUGACAUUUAAAACCUGGUGAGUUCCUCUUUUGUGCGCCCUCCUCUCUCCCGGGACGCUGCGGAUCUAUUCUGUCUCUUUAGAAAACACUUCAUUCCAUGCAGCUCGCGCCUCGGCCGCUGUCAUCCAGUGUAGACAGGUCGUCGUGGCUUCGAGUCCCCGGGGUAACCAUGACAACCGAAAGAAACCCAAAGUGAAUCGAAAGGCAGCGGGGUGAGGCUGGAGAGUGCGUGACUAGAGUUUUCCCCCACUCGUUUUUGCGCUUAUUUGCUUUUAGACUGAACACUUUCCGCAAAGCGGGGCGACCACUUCGCGCUGCAGAGUUGCAAGUUGCAAAGUCGAAGGAGCCCUAAAAAGCAAAGCACUCCGCUCCAUGUCAUUCAAACCCGACGUGGUCUAUUAAAAGUAUCGCCUUGCUUGUGACUGAACUUCUACUAUUUAUGAAGCCCGGGCUCGGCAUUGCAGAGAACACAGCAACCGGGAGAAUAAGCGAAUCGUAUUUACGCGAGAAGUGCCGGUGCGUAAAACAGCAGGAAUAAUGGGCCUCUCACAAACGCUGCUCGUUUACGCGCUGGUGUGCGUUCACUUUGGAGUUUCCCAGCAUUACCUUCGCCUCCGUCCGUCGCCAAGUGAUCACCUGCCCGUGCCCGACCUGAAGGAGGACCCCGACCCGGAGUACGACCCCCGGGAGCAGGACCUGGCCGAGAGGACUCUGAGGAAAAAGCUCGGCAGCAACUUUGACCCCAACUUCAUGUCCAUCAGCUUGCCCAUGCUGGUGAACCACUCCGCGCCAGACAACCAGGUGAAGCUGCAGGGGCCCAUGCCGAACGAGAUUAAAAAGCUGGACCUCUCAGAGACCCCUUACGGAAAGCGGGUUAAGGUGGGCAAGAAAGCCCGCAGGAAAUUUCUGCAGUGGCUGUGGACCUAUACGCACUGCCCAGUGGUGUACACCUGGAAGGAUUUGGGCGUGAGGUUCUGGCCACGUUACAUCAAGGAGGGGAACUGUUUCUCCGAGCGCUCUUGCUCCUUCCCCGAGGGGAUGUCAUGCAAGCCCGUCAAGUCGAUCAACAAGAUCUUCCUCCGGUGGUAUUGUCAGGGGUUUCUAAGACAGAAAUACUGUACGUGGAUACAGGUGCAAUACCCAAUCAUCUCAGAGUGCAAGUGUUCGUGCUGAUUUGCUCUAAGGACGUAGCGGAGGUCGAGGGGGGAGUGGACUGGAAAUACGGUUACUAUUGCACUGUUAACUCUCUACAGAGAUGGGCACCAUAGCAAAUCUAUUUUUUUAUAUAGCAUUUUAAGUGAAAUACCAACAUUGUACAUAUUUAAGAAAAAUGCAGCUAUUUUUUCUAAUUGAACCAGGACCAUAUUUUAUUCUCAUCCCUGAAACGUUGUCUUUGGGGGAACACGAGCACUUCAUAAGGAAGAGCUUUUUUUGGGGGGGGGAUAUUUUUUAUGAGACAUUGAAGAUGGAAUGCAUAUGCUACACUUCUCCAAGAGGUGAACUUUUUUUUUUUCAACUGAACAUUGAUGCUGACUGUUAUUUCACUGCAAUGCUGCCUAGAGUUUUUUGUAUAAUAUUAAUAUCAAUAAUAAUUAAAUUGUAAAAAAAAAAAGAAAAAAGUUGAGGUUAAAGAUAUAUAUAAAGGCGUGAACUCAGCUUUUUUUGGAAUACAUAGUAUUGUAGAAAUAAACAAAUCUGUAUGUUUUAUUUAUUAUUUUAACGAUUGUGAGUAUAGAGCAUAAGGAAAGAGAAUAGCAGAGUAUACCAGAAAAAUAUGGGAGAUGUCUACUUGAAUAUUUCUAAAAAUGACAAAAAAAAAUAAAAAAGUAAAACAUAUCAGUGUACAUGUUAUGGUUACACGUUCUAGCAAUAAAGUCUAUCUUUUCAACAUGUAUUAGUCUCAAGCCAAGUUGCUUACAUCGAGUGUCUAUCAGGGGGCGUGUACACUGUAAAAAAUAUAUAUCACCUGAACACGUUGUCUAACUCAGUCGUAAAAUCUGUCCUCACAAAGUCCACUGGUGGCUGUGAGGAUCCCACUGGUUUCCAAUAGAGUUUCAUUUACACGACUAUAAAUCCCUGUCAUAACAAUGUUGUUUGAUUCAGAAAAGAAAAAAAAAAGUCUUGGGAUAAGUUUCCCCUUUGAGUUGGAAACGAGUGAAAAUCAGCCACGUUUGAUGAAAAUAAAAAUUGAAGACGA